CCAGGUGCCCGAGAUCUGGACCAAGGGCGGCGUCGGCUACCCCAGCCUGAAGCCCCUGUUCUCGUGGUUCGAGGACAUGAUCCUCCGCGUGGACUUCUUCAGGGAGUGGAUCGACAACGGGGUGCCGGACGCUUACUGGAUCUCCGCCUUCUACUUCCCGCAGGGCUUCCUGACCUCCGUGCUGCAGGGGUACUCGAGGAGCAAGACGAUCCCGGUGGACCAGCUCUCCUUCGAGUUCAACAUGGAGGACACCGACGAUGCCGGCGAGCUCGAGGGGGCCCCGGACGCCGGCAUCUAUGUCCACGGCCUGUUCAUGGACGGCGCGGCCUGGGACUUCGAUGAGAUGGUCAUGGCCGACCAGGAGUUCGGCGUCAUGUAUGUCCGCGCCCCGGUGAUCAACUUCAUCCCCUAUCAGGACAAGCAGCGGAACGACGAGAAGUUCCUGAUGCCGAUCUACAAGACGUCGGUCCGCGCGGGGACGCUGUCCACCACGGGCCACUCGACCAACUUCGUGCUGUCGAUCGAGG
Molecule: messenger RNA, 527 nt
Organism: Prorocentrum cordatum
Lineage: Eukaryota; Dinophyceae; Prorocentrales; Prorocentraceae
Source: the annotation of a GenBank genome assembly